Messenger RNA from Suricata suricatta (meerkat), 1556 nucleotides. RefSeq names its product lysosomal acid lipase/cholesteryl ester hydrolase-like. Gene Ontology annotation, cellular component: intracellular membrane-bounded organelle. Bases 132 to 1388 code for a protein of 418 amino acids. The record is from RefSeq and is a predicted model, not a curated record. Gene Ontology annotation, biological process: sterol metabolic process. Lineage: Eukaryota; Metazoa; Chordata; Mammalia; Carnivora; Herpestidae. Gene Ontology annotation, molecular function: sterol ester esterase activity. The transcript has 11 exons.
GGCCCCGAUUGGCUGCGCGCACAGCCUAGGGGCGCCUGCCCACGCGUCCGGCCGAGCCCGCCCCUCCAGGUGCCCGGCUCGGCGAGCGGGCACUGCAGCUCUGGACAGCUGCCAGAGAGGAUCCGUGCAGAAUGAAAAUGCAGCUCCUGGUGUUGGUCUUCUGUUUGGUCCUUGGGACCCUGCAGUCUGAGUCGUCCAAAGGGAAGCUGGCAGCUCUGGAUCCUGAAACAAAUAUGAACGUGAGUGAGAUUAUCUCUCACUGGGGGUUCCCUAGUGAGGAACACUUCGUUGAGACAGAAGACGGCUAUAUUCUCUGCCUUCACCGAAUCCCUCACGGGAGGAAGAAUCGUGCUGACAAAGGUCCUAGGCCGGUGGUGUUCCUGCAGCAUGGCCUGCUGGCGGAUUCCAGUAACUGGGUCACAAACCUGCCCAACAACAGCCUGGGCUUCAUCCUGGCCGACGCGGGUUUCGACGUGUGGCUGGGGAACAGCCGGGGAAACACGUGGUCCCGGAGACACAAGACUUUCUCAGCUUCUCAGGACGAAUUCUGGGCCUUCAGUGAAAAGUCGGAAACUACCGAGUGCCCACCAGCCGUGAGUGGACAGAUGAAGUGCUGUGUAUUUAUGCAAGGGCACAUCCCGCGGCUGUGCAUGGAUGCCGCUGCAAGAACGCGCACUGUCUGGUCCCACUUAGAGAACAGUUUGAAAAUGGGUUUUAUAGCAUUUUCACGGAUUCCCGAGCUGGCCAGAAAGAUUAAAAUCUUUUUUGCCCUGGCUCCUGUGGCUUCAGUCAAGUUCUCUACUAGCCCCCUGACUAAAUUAGGAGAAUUUCCAGAUUUUCUCGUGAAGCACUUAUUUGGGGUCAAACAGUUUCUUCCCCAGAAUAUGUUUUUGAAGUGGCUGAGCGCACAUGUUUGCAGUCAUGUCAUUCUGAAGGAACUCUGUGGAAACGCCUUCUUCGUUCUGUGCGGCUUUAACGAGAGAAACUUAAAUAUGUCUCGGCUGCCCGUGUAUAUAACACACUCUCCUGCCGGAACUUCUGUGCAAAACAUGUUACACUGGGGCCAGAUGGUUAGAUCCCAUAAGUUUCAAGCCUUUGACUGGGGAAGCAGCGCCAAGAACUAUUUCCAUUACAAUCAGACCUCCCCUCCGCUUUACAACGUGAGGAACAUGCCGGUGCCCACUGCCGUGUGGAGCGGGGGCCGGGACACGCUGGCAGACGUCAACGAUGUCACCAUGCUGCUGCUUCAGAUCACCGACCUGCGGUACAGCAAGCGCAUCCCCGAGUGGGAGCACCUGGACUUCAUCUGGGGCCUGGACGCCCCCUGGCGGCUCUAUGACGACAUGGUGACUCUGAUGCGGAAGUACCUUAAUGUGUGUGUGGCCUGAAAACCGGUCUCUCUUCUUGUCCCUGGGUUGCACAAAAGCCGUCCCAAGGUGGCCGAUGGGAAGAAAAGGAAGCAUCUUCAAUAGAUGUUAGUGAGUUCAUAAAACCCACUGCCAAAGCAGCUCAGCGGCUAACUGUACUUUGCCAAAAAACCUUCCUUCAAGUGCUUC